AGACAUUUCUAAAUUCUAGCUUCGAUUUGUUUAGACAUUAACGUCAGAGCCAAAACGUAGUUGCUAGUCCUAAAAGCCACGCGAUGGAGGACAGUCACCAGGACAUAUGCCGGGUGUGUCGGUCGGAGAGCUCGCCUGACCGGCCGCUCUUCUACCCGUGCAUCUGCACCGGCAGCAUCAAGUACAUCCACCAGGAGUGCCUGAUGCAGUGGCUGAAGUACAGCAAGAAGGAGUAUUGCGAACUGUGCAAGCACCGCUUCCUCUUCACACCCAUCUACGCGCCGGACAUGCCCGGCCGGCUGCCGAUACGCGACAUCAUCAGCGGCCUGUUCUCGAGCGUCGGCACGGCGAUACGCUACUGGCUUCACUUCACGCUGGUGGCGCUCGCGUGGCUCGGCGUCGUGCCGCUGACGGCGUGCCGCAUCUACCGCUGCCUCUUCACGGGCUCCGUGUCGUCGCUGCUCACGCUGCCGCUCGACAUGCUCUCCACCGAGCACCUGCUCGCCGACUGCACGCAGGGAUGCUUCGUCGUCAUGUGCACGCUCUGCGCCUUCAUCAGCCUCGUGUGGCUGCGCGAGCAGAUCCUGCACGGUGGCGCCCCCGAGUGGCUCGAACCGCCUGACGAACCGGCCGCCGACCCGAACGGCAACGACGCCGCGAACGAGGUCGUCGUCGCCGCCGCCCACGAGGGGGCGCCGGCGGGCGAGGAUGCCGCGGACGGGGCGGCGGCGGGCGACGGCGACGACGCGCAGGACGUCAACUGGAAUCCGAUCGAGUGGGACCGCGCGGCGGAGGAGCUGACGUGGGAGCGGCUGCUCGGCCUCGACGGCUCCCUCGUCUUCCUCGAGCACGUCUUCUGGGUGAUCUCGCUCAACACACUCUUCAUCCUCAUCUUCGCCUUCUGCCCGUACCACGUCGGCCAGUUCACGAUCGCCGGGCUGCACCUCGACGGCUACUACGUCGCGUCGCACUUCGCCGGGCUGCUAACGACUCUCACCGGCUACGCGAUCAUCGCCGGCGGCCUCGUCGCGCUGCACACCGUCGCCGCGGCGACGCGCCUCCUCCGCACCGAGCGCGUCGUCGGGCUGUGCUACAUCGUCGUCAAGGUGUCGCUGCUCGUCGUCGUCGAGAUCGGAUUGUUCCCGCUCGUCUGCGGCUGGUGGCUCGACGUGUGCUCGCUGCCGCUCUUCGACGCGACGGUCGAGGAUCGGCUGAGCGGGUUCCGCGCGGCGCCGAGCGCGAGCAUGUUCAUACACUGGCUCGUCGGCAUGGUCUACGUCUUCUACUUUGCGUCGUUCGUGCUGCUGCUGCGCGAGGUGCUGCGGCCCGGCGUGCUCUGGUUCCUGCGAAACUUCAACGAUCCAAACUUCAACCCGAUACAGGAGAUGAUCCACCUGCCGACGUACCGGCACGCACGCCGCUUCCUCGCCUCGCUCGUGCUCUUCGGCUCGACCGUGCUCGUCAUGAUGUGGAUGCCGGUGAAGCUGAUUAAGAGGCUGUUCCCUACGUUCCUGCCCUACCACGUCGUGCUGACCAACGACACGCCCGUCAGCGAGCUGUCGCUAGAGCUGCUGCUGCUACAGGUCAUCCUACCGGCGCUGCUAGAGCAGCCUCACACGCGGCAGUGGCUCAAGAACCUCGUGCGGGUGUGGUGCGGCGGCGUCGCCGGCGUCCUCAACCUCCGCUCCUACCUCCUCGGCGACCUCCCGCUCGCCGACGGAGAAGACGACGUCGUCGUCGGCAACGAGCCCGUGCAGCACGUGCAGCCGGCGCCGCCGCCAGAGGGCCUCGUCGGUCUCGGCGCGGAGCACCACGCGAUCCUGCUCGGCGGCGGACCAACGGGCUUCCAGCCGUACCGGCGUCCCGCGGCGUUCGCUCUGCGCAUCGCCGCUCUCCUCGCUCUCGUCUCCCUCACGCUGCUGCUGGGCAGCGUCGCCUGCCUGGUGGCGCCCGUCUGGAUCGGCCGCCGGCUGAUGCGCGUCUGGAUGGGAUCGAGCGCGAUCCACGAGCUCUACACGACGGCGUGCGGCCUCUACGUGUGCUGGGUGGCGACGCGCGCGAGCACGCUGCUCUACGGUUGGCUGCCGCACGGGCGCGCCGCCAUCGCGGCGCGCGUCCGCGAGCGCGCCGCGCUCGUCGUCAAGUCGCUCGUGCUGACGGCAAUCCUGCUCGGCGUCGUGCCGCUGCUGCUCGGCUGCCUCGUCGAGCAGGUCGUCAUCACGCCGAUACGCAUCCCGCUCGACCAGACGCCGAUCCACUUUCCGUGGCAGGACUGGGCGCUCGGCGUGCUGCACCUGAAGAUCAUCUGCGCGGCGACGAUGAUGGGCCCCAACUGGUGGCUGAAGCGGCGGCUCGAGCAGGCGUACAACGACGGCCUGCGCGACGUGCGGCUCGCCGACGUCGUACGCCGCGUGUGCGCGCCCGUCGUCGCGUGCCUCGGCCUCGCGCUCGCGCUGCCUUACGUCGCCGCGCACAGCCUCGUGCCGGCGCUGGGCGCGGGCGACGAGCUGCAGCGGCUGAUCGCGCGGCGCGUGUACCCGGUGUGCACUGCCGCGCUGUUCGUCAUCGUGCUGCUCGGCGUGCAGACGAAACAGUUCCGGCGGCUCUACGAGCACAUCAAGAACGACAAGUACCUCGUCGGUCAGCGACUCGUCAACUACGACCGCAUGCCCGCCGCCGCGUUGGCUCGACUCGCCCCCAUGCAGCAGCUGCAGGAGGAGGAAGAGGAGGCGCAGGAAGGGAGGGCGAGGUAGCCCCCGCACCCGGCGUGACGGCACGCGCAGACUUGAAAAAGAGCUCCCGUGGAAAAAAAGUAAUCAUACUACGUUCGAUCGAAUCUUCACGAUCUUGUCAAGAUGCCUGGUACGCGCACGUAAACAAGUGAACAUCUCUCGCUUCAGGUGCCCUCGAUCACUGCAUCAGUGGUUGGCAGACGGAUGGACACGAGGUCGACAGAUAGGAUGGUAGCAGCGCAGGUGCCAACAUAGGUGGCGCCGGCAUCUGCGGUGGAGCCAUGUUUUCAUGCGAAUGCUCAGUCAGUAUCUACUAAAGCCUUUAAAUGUCUAACGAACACUGAGCUGCUUCAGGUUUGUGUAUAUUGGAGGCGCAAAAAUGUACCACGUACACGUAGCGAGAUAUAUUUUUCUUCUUUGCAUUGACAAAUGUAUUAUUAGCUGCAUUGGGUAGAUUAUACACGCAGGCAGAUGUAUGCGCGUGUAUGUAUAUAUAUAUAUAUAAUAUAUGUAUAUGUAUAUAUAUACAUAUAUAUUGCUGCGCAUCGUGUGUCGGCCUACGUGAUCUGUUAUCCUUUCUUAGGCCAAUACACAAUGGGCUGAUUAAACUGAAAUUGUUGUUAGCCGGAGUGCGUGACAUGACCUUCUAGUCUCUGUGUCAAAAGCAUGCACUUUCAACAUUUAGCAGAGUGUGCGCGAUGUAUUUCAAAUGAAAUGGGCCGAGUGACAACAGUUCAUGUCAUAUUUCGUCCCGAGAAAUGUCCCUUUGGAGUAAUAUGUACUAAAUAUGAAAUGAUUUGUUUUGCUAUAUCAUUUGCUCGACUCUCGUAGCUUUUUGUAGUAGUUGAAUAAGAAUAUGUUUGUUGCAUUGCGAGCAGUCUUGUAUAGGCAGGGCAUAGGAUGAUGAUGAUUGCUGUGAGACUAACAUUACGCUAAAUAUGAAUAUUAAUAUGAUCAUUAUCAAUGCAAUGGGGUUCAAAGUAUAUUUAACGCUAUUAACUACUAUUCACCAUUUUUUAUUUAAUUACAUCUUAAUUGUUAUAAAGUAGUUUCUUUUCUUGCAUUGAACAUAAGAUUCGUGUAUAUUACUCCGUGAAUAAACGAACCAGCAGCCAUACGGCCGAAUAUAAAUGUUGUAACAUUCCAAAA
Molecule: messenger RNA, 3881 nt
Organism: Priapulus caudatus
Lineage: Eukaryota; Metazoa; Priapulida; Priapulimorpha; Priapulimorphida; Priapulidae
Product: E3 ubiquitin-protein ligase MARCH6-like
Exons: 4
Coding region: 84-2753 (889 amino acids)
Cellular component (GO): endoplasmic reticulum membrane
Molecular function (GO): zinc ion binding
Source: RefSeq, a predicted model, not a curated record